AUGAGGGACUUGUUUUUGCAGAAGAGAUAUUCCCUGAUUGUACAGCUGCCUUCCUUUAUCUCUCCGAAUUGUGAGGCAAGAACAAAUAAAGGAUUACAACAAAUUGGGUAUUCUCUUGUCAGAACAAGAUCUGGCAGCCCAGAGAGGACUAGCUCUGUAAGAGAAGCAAUUAAUUUGUUUGGAGAAAAGAUGGAAUUGGCUACAAAAAGGGCAAGAGAGAUCCAUGUUGCGAAAAUGGAUAUAGGCAGAUUGUGCGAAAAUAAGAAGUGUGCUGAAGAUGACAAGGCCAGAGCAGAAUCAGAAUUGUAUAUGGCCAGGGGAUGGCAAUGA
Messenger RNA from Dioscorea cayenensis subsp. rotundata (Guinea yam), 330 nucleotides. RefSeq lists its product as uncharacterized. Lineage: Eukaryota; Viridiplantae; Streptophyta; Magnoliopsida; Dioscoreales; Dioscoreaceae. Bases 1 to 330 code for a protein of 109 amino acids. The record is from RefSeq and is a predicted model, not a curated record. The transcript is spliced from 3 exons.